CACCCCUCCCCCGCCCUCCUCUUUCCGUGAUUGGCUACAGAACGACCAACCGGUGCCUCCCAUUGGCCAGUUUCUCUUGCACGGCCUGCGGAAUCAAUUCAAGAUGGCAGCCAAGUGCGGGUUGUGGUUUCCACGACUGUUAACAAGGAGGUUGCUGCAGGCCCGUGGCUUUCUACAACGUUCUGCACCCGGCCUGAGCAUAGGAGCGAGGACUUACACCCGGCGUGACUCUUCGUACUCGCGCACAGCGCUCUAUGAACUGCUUGGCAUCCCCUCCACAGCCACGCAGGCCCAAAUCAAGGCGGCUUACUACCGUCAGUGCUUUCUCUACCACCCGGACCGCAACUCCGGGAACGCCGAGGCUGCCGAGCGCUUCACUCGCAUCUCCGAGGCCUACGUGGUGCUGGGCAGUGCCACACUCCGUCGCAAGUAUGAUCGCGGCCUGCUCAGCGACGAGGACCUGCGCGGACCCGGCGUCCGGCCCUCCAGGACGCCCGCAGCCGACUCCGGCUCGCCGCGUCCCCCGCCGCCCACCUCUCGGACCCACGACGGUUCUUGGACCGCCUCUGACGCCAACCGCACGAAGUUCAACUUUGACGCCUUCUACCAGGCCCAUUACGGGGAACAGCUAGAGCGGGAACGGCGCCUGAGGGCCCGGCGGGAGGCUCUUCGCAAACGACGGGAAUAUCUGGCCCUGAACAGCAGUCCCUGGGAGGAGAUCCGAGAUACGGGUGUCGUUUUCUUCCUCUUCGGAAUCUUCAUCAUCAUUAUCAUUAUCAUCAUUGGCUUUUAUAUUUUUUAGUGGGAGAAAGGAAGGAAGGAGAGCGUCCCCAGCCAGCCCCCAGAAAACGGCCUUUUUUCCUGCCCCUGAACUCUUGGCCAUUGAUAGCCUACCUCAGCUGGGAUCCGAAGGAACUAUGCUCCCCAUCCCCUCCCGGACCCACCCAACAUAGCCGAUGACCUGCACAUCCCUUUCCUAUGGUCCAGAAAAGGAGGCCUUUAGAUGCGUAAGAAAGAGACCCCACGCUAAAGAGUCCCGAGAGCUCACGAGUGAAGGGUUCCUGGAGUCUCUAGGGUGCUUCUUCCAGAAGUUGCCUUCCUGCUUCCAGAUGUGGUUAACUUCUGUAACACUCGCUGUAGCUUUAUUGUAAAGCCCCGAGCAAGAUUUAUCUGCUCCUGCCCCGCGUGUGUACGGUGCGGCUCCUCUGUAACCUUGAAAUGUGCAAUGUGACCAUUUGUUGGCUGCCAAAAG
This is a messenger RNA of Sapajus apella (tufted capuchin), 1252 nucleotides long. It is a transcript of the gene DNAJC30, whose product is annotated as DnaJ heat shock protein family (Hsp40) member C30. The transcript has a single exon. NCBI's taxonomy places the organism in Eukaryota, Metazoa, Chordata, Mammalia, Primates, Cebidae. The record is from RefSeq and is a predicted model, not a curated record. The coding region runs from base 104 to 802 and encodes 232 amino acids.